CAUGCGUCGGGGACGGAAGUGCUGCUGUCCGCAUGACGUCAUCUGCAGGUUCCUGUGCAGAGCAGCGGCGCUUCUGAUAGUGAAUUAUUUCAUUUUUAUUCAUCAUAUCUGAACCAGUCUGAUCUUUGACUGCUCUAGAUCAACAUCCAGUUAUUCUCGACGAGCUUCUGAAGGAUGACGUCACCGGGUGGUCAGGGGGGCGGAGCUCUGUCGACGAGGGGCGGAGCCGCGACCAAGAGGAUGAAGUGGGCCAUAGAGCUGAGCCUGGGCAACAGCAGGAGUCGCAGUGACAGGCAGAGUAAAGACGGAGAUGUCAUGUAUCCAGUGGGAUACUCCGAUAAACCCGUCCCGGACACCAGCGUACAGGAAGCCGACCGCAAUCUGGUGGAGAAGAGAUGCUGGGACGUGGCUCUGGGGCCGCUGAAGCAGAUUCCCAUGAACCUCUUCAUCAUGUACAUGUCUGGAAACACCAUCUCCAUAUUCCCCAUCAUGAUGGUGUGUAUGAUGGCGUGGAGACCCAUCCAGGCGCUCAUGUCCAUGUCAGCCACGUUCAAGCUGCUGGAGAGCUCGAGUCAGCAGUGGCUGCAGGGUUUGGUGUAUCUCAUCGGAAACCUGCUCGGCUCCGCCCUCGCCAUCUACAAGUGUCAAUCAAUGGGGCUCCUCCCAACACACUCCUCUGAUUGGCUGGCGUUCAUAGAGCCGCCUCAGAGAUUGGAGAUCAUGGGCGGAGGAAUGGUCAUGUGACACACUCACACACACACACACACACACACACACACACACACACACACUCACACACACGCUGCAUAUUUAACAUUAACAUUUUUAACCCCACACGCUGAUAAUUAAGUUAUACUUUGUAAUUUGUGUUUAAUGGAGAUCUUUUAUGUUUUGUUCUGUUUCAAAUUAAUAAAGUUUGUUUAAUGUUUUGCUGCUUGGA
This is a messenger RNA of Megalobrama amblycephala (Wuchang bream), 940 nucleotides long. It is a transcript of the gene emc4, whose product is annotated as ER membrane protein complex subunit 4. Lineage: Eukaryota; Metazoa; Chordata; Actinopteri; Cypriniformes; Xenocyprididae. The transcript is spliced from 6 exons. Gene Ontology annotation, biological process: protein folding in endoplasmic reticulum. The record is from RefSeq and is a predicted model, not a curated record. The coding region runs from base 175 to 744 and encodes 189 amino acids. Gene Ontology annotation, cellular component: EMC complex.